CAAAAAGACGACCUCACUCAUUCGGCCUACACUGCUGCCACGUUUUUCUUCCUCUCGGUGAGGUGCACCUUCAGACCCAUGGGCACCAGUGUGGGGGCGACGCCAGCGAUAACUGGGGGAUAGUCGGGGGGCAGCGACACGUCGAAGUCACGCAGCAGGGACGCAACCAUGACCUAAUGGAUAAGGCCACAGACAGGCGAGAUGGAAGGAAAGCACAUGAUAGGCGCUCAUGCAUCAGCCCGACCUACCUACCUGGGCUUCCAGCAGGGCAAACUUCUGACCAAUGCAGUUCCUGGGACCUGGGUCCAUCCAUCCAUCCAUCCAUCCACACACACACACGUACGUACUUGCCACCUGCGCUUCUCCUCUCGUCCAUCUCUCAGGUGUGUGUACCUGCUCCAAAGGGUAUGAAAGAGUGGGUGUGCCUCAGACCGCGCCGCGACGGCGUCUCCCCGUUGAACUCCUUUGCCGCCUCCCUGAGAGCGGCAUCGGCCCACCUCUCGGGCUUGAAGGUGUCGGGCUCAUCCCAGUAGGUCGAGUCGCGGUGGACGGCAUACGCACUCAGCCACACGAACGUGCCCUUCGGGAUCACCUGGGUGCCGACAUGGGUGCGCUUGGUGGCCACGCGGCCCACGAAGGGGACGGGAGGAUACAUUCUGACACACACGCAGACAGAAACACACACAACACAACACACAUACCAUACACCGUGUGCGGUGCGCUUUUGGGUGUGCAUCUGUCUGUUGCCUGCCUGGGUGGGGUUGCUGAAUGAGCUGACUGACCGUAGAGUCUCCUUGACAAAGCAUCUGAGAUAGUCGAGUCGGCCGAUGGCGUCGAAGGUGAUGGUCUCACCGGCCGGCACCACACUGUCGAGCUCACUCUGCAGACGAUCCUGUUUGUUGGUAAAGGGGAACCACACAACACACAUAAACCACACACGCAUCGCAUGUGUGUAGGUAGGGUAGGAGGUGAGGUUGUGCUCACUCACCUGGACGUCUCUCCUCGUCGCGAGGAAGUACAUAGCCCAGGUCACGACGGAUGCUGUCGUCUCAUGACCCGCCUGCAUUGCAAUGGGCGCACCGCACCGUACACACAUACAUUCACACAUACCUACACGUCUGUCUGUCUCCCCACCCUCCCGGAGACCCCACCAACAAAAAUGUGAGCGCUUCAUCGACGAUCAUCUCAUCAGGAAUUCCAUCCACAGCUAUCAGCUCGUCCAGCAGGUCCUUGCCGCCCUCGCUGCCUCUGCUCGUGUGUGUGUCCACCCCGUCCGCCCUCUCCUUGCGUCUGAUGACCAUCUCCUGUCUGAUCUUGGCGGCGAUCUGCUGUCGGUGAAAGCGCACGCCGCCGCCAGAGGGGAUGGGCAGCCUGCACCAGAGCGGCCCCACCAUCAUGCGACCGAGGAAGAAGGCCACAGGGUAGGCAAAGAUCCGCUGCCACGCCCACACCAUCCAGUCGUGGUCGAACGACCGCGAGAAGGCGCUGUCGAUGAUGAUGCUCAGAGUCAGCUCACUGACACACAUUCACACAAACACAAGCCAAGCCAAGCCACCAUCGACUGCAUCCUUCCUCCACACGUGGCGGUGUGCAUACCCGAGGUCAGCUCUGGUGCACUCGAAGGCACCCUUGUCCUUGAUGGUUUGGUGGAUCCUGUCGAGUGUCUGUUUGCAGUUGGCGGCCAUGAUGACCGACACGUCCUUGAGGGCACUGCAUCCACACACAGGAUGGACAUCAGGCUCCACAGGUACAGAGUCGUCAUGGCUGAGAAAUGACCUGAAGUGGAACAUGGGUGUCAGGAGCUUCCGCUGCCGAUGCCACACCGCACCAGUCGACAGAGCCAACCUGCACGCGCUCACACACAGACAGACAGCCAGAGACUGGAUUUAUUCCUGGAGCCAGUGCGCCGUCUAUGUGUGUCGCGGGUGUCUGCGGCGGCUUCCACACCCACCCGUUGCCGAUGAUUUCCUUGAUGGCCGAGGUGGGCGGCUUGAUGAAGGUCUCGUUGUCUUCCAAGACGGCUGCAAUCAUGUCGGGGUCAUUGAUCGAUAUCGCCUGGCCGAGAUUAAACGAGGGGCCGAUGUUGACCACCUGCACACAAACACACAAAGACACAAAGACACGAGCACUUGUUAGCGUGGGUAUGCAUUUCCACGCCACCCUUACUUUGUGGAACCUCGUCGGAUCCUUCGGAUCUCUGGCGAACAAACACAGAGCACCGCGAGCAGUGCCAACCAAAGCAUGCGAGGAACUUCCUUCCUCCCUCCCCUCAGGCUGCCGACCUCAUUGCAUUGUAGAAGUCCGAGAAGUGUUGCCCAAAGGCAUCGACUAUCGGCAGCAGCUUCUCCGGUCGAGGCAGGUCCUUGAGGUCCUCCAGCUGGAUGAGGUAGCGCACACCCGCCCACAUGCACCGCACCACGCCGUAGCUGCCGACGCCGAUGGCCGCGUACUGCAGGGCCUUCCAUGUGUCCAACGUGACAGGUGGUCGGGAAUCACUCAUCUUGCCCAAUGUAUGAUGCAAACGGCGUGGCCUAUCCGCUUCUCCAGAU
This is a messenger RNA of Vitrella brassicaformis, 2549 nucleotides long. The record is from the annotation of a GenBank genome assembly. NCBI's taxonomy places the organism in Eukaryota, Vitrellaceae.